CCGGCUCCCUCCACGAUGGCCGGACUCCACAUGGCCUCCUUCCCCUACCCUGAGGGCCUGAGUGAAGUCUCCCCCCUCCAGCGAGCACAUCAUGGCCCCCGAGUCCUCUCCAAGCUGGAGGUGUUGAAGAAGGAGUACCAGGAGCGGACGCUGCAGGCCAAGGAGCAGAGGCUGCUGACAUUACACCCGCGGGUCAGCGGCUCCAGAGCCUGGCCUCUGGAGGAAAAGUCCUGGGCCUCAAACUGGACCGUGCCCAAAAGGACAGCCGGUGUGGACCGCGCCCACCCCCUCCAGCCCGUCCACCCCAUGCCCUUUGUCCGCUCCAAGUCAGGACCAAGCCGCGCCGAGCAGUGGCAGGAGCUGGAGAACCGCCAGAGGAAUCUGGAGGCUGAGAUCCGCAGGAAAGAGGCGCUGCUCCGCGAGAAGCUGCACCGGACAGAGGAAGAGCUGAGGCGCAUCCAGAGGGAGAAGGAGGAGGCCGACCAGGAGGAAAAAAGGGAGGCCAAGAGGAGGUCCAGAAGAAGCAGACUGGAGGAAGAAGACAGCGGGGGCAGUAAGGACCGUCCCCUCUCCAUAAACCAGUACAAUGCGGGCACAAAGGACCGUCCCCUCUCCAUAGACCAGAACAAAGCGGGCACAAAGGAUAAUCCCCUCUCCAUAGACCAGUACAAAGCGGGCACAAAGGACCGUCCCCUCUCCAUAGACCAGUACAAAGCGGGCACAAAGGACCGUCCCCUCUCCAUAAACCAGUACAAUGCGGGCACAAAGGACCGUCCCCUCUCCAUAAACCAGUACAAAGCGGGCACAAAGGACCGUCCCCUCUCCAUAGACCAGUACAAAGCGGGCACAAAGGAUAAUCCCCUCUCCAUAAACCAGUACAGUAAGAGCAAGAACAAUAAUCCCCUCUCCAUAGACCAAUACAGCAAGAAGGACCAUCCCCUCUCCAUAGACCAGUACAAUGCGGGCACGAAGGACAGUCCCCUCUCCAUAGACCAGUACAACACGGGUACGAAGGACCGUUCCCUCUCGAUAGACCAGUACAACAUGGGUACAAAGUAUCAUCCCCUCUCCAUAAACCAGUACAGAAAGAGCAAGAAGGACCGUCCCCUCUCCAUAGACCAGGACACCGAGGGCAGGAAGGACCGUCCCCUCUCCAUAGACCAGGACAGCGAGGGCAGGAAGGACCGUCCCCACUCCAUAGACCAGGACACCGAGGGCAGGAAGGACCGUCCCCUCUCCAUAGACCAGGACACCGAGGGCAGGAAGGACCGUCCCCACUCCAUAGACCAGGACACCGAGGGCAGGAAGGACCGUCGCCUCUCCAUAGACCAGGACAGCGAGGGCAGGAAGUACCGUCCCCACUCCAUAGACCAGGACACCGAGGGCAGGAAGGACCGUCGCCUCUCCAUAGACCAGGACACCGAGGGCAGGAAGGACCGUUUCCUCUCCAUAGACCAGUACAGUGAGGGCAGGAAGGACCGUCCCCUCUCCAUAGACCAGGACAGCGAGGGCAGGAAGUACCGUCCCCACUCCAUAGACCAGGACACCGAGGGCAGGAAGGACCGUCCCCUCUCCAUAGACCAGGACACCGAGGGCAGGAAGGACCGUCCCCUCUCCAUAGACCAGUACAGUGAGGGCAGGAAGGACCGUCCCCUCUCCAUAGACCAGGACAGCGAGGGCAGGAAGGACCGUCCCCACUCCAUAGACCAGGACACCGAGGGCAGGAAGGACCGUCCCCUCUCCAUAGACCAGGACACCGAGGGCAGGAAGGACCGUCCCCUCUCCAUAGACCAGUACAGUGAGGGCAGGAAGUACCGUCCCCUCUCCAUAGACCAGUACAGCGAGGGCAGAAAGGAUCGUACCCUCUCCAUAGGUGAAGCCUAUCCUUCCUUACAGGGCACUGUUCUAGACCCUCCGGGGGUGCAGGGCGGUGGACGCCCAUCAUUUCAGCACUCGGAGGAAGCGUUGCUUUACAGUAAGGCCCCUGAGAGCCCGGAGCAGCAGCUGGUACCAUGUCCGUUGUGUGGGCGACAUUUUGUGGAGCACCGUCUUCAGAAGCACACCGCAGUAUGUGAGCGAGCACAUGGCUCCAGAAGGAAGGUGUUUGACUCCUCCAAGGCCCGAGCCAAGGGAACAGAUUUAGAGCAGUAUCUUCUCAAGAUAGGAGGACAACCGUCCCCAGCCCCCCAGGUGAAAGCCAGCUCCUGGCGUAAGAAGCAUGAGUCUUUCUUGAGGACCAUUCAUCAGGCGCGAGUAGUGCAGGAUGUUGUUGCCAGAGGGGGAAGGAUAGCCGAUCUGCCCCCUGUGCCCCCAGAAGAUAACCCAGAUUACGUGGCUUGUCCUCACUGCAGCCGACGCUUUUCUCCACGUGCAGCCGAACGACAUAUUCCUAAGUGUGAGACAAUUAAAAGCAGACCCCGACCUCCCCCAUCCCGCCGCCGCUGACAGGUACGAGGCUUCCUACGUCUUUACACCAUGUUUGUCGUUUUAUGCCAUAUGUAUCUAUAAGGGGCUGCUGUAUUAGAAGACAGUGUCCCAUUAGAUCACAAUAAAAGGCAUACAGCAAAAAAAAGCUUAAACUGA
Messenger RNA from Bufo bufo (common toad), 2583 nucleotides. It is a transcript of the gene ZC2HC1C, whose product is annotated as zinc finger C2HC-type containing 1C. Bases 16 to 2445 code for a protein of 809 amino acids. The transcript has 2 exons. The record is from RefSeq and is a predicted model, not a curated record. NCBI's taxonomy places the organism in Eukaryota, Metazoa, Chordata, Amphibia, Anura, Bufonidae.